Silurus meridionalis is the source of this 1824-nucleotide messenger RNA. RefSeq lists its product as uncharacterized. The transcript is spliced from 6 exons. Gene Ontology annotation, cellular component: endoplasmic reticulum; protein phosphatase type 1 complex. The record is from RefSeq and is a predicted model, not a curated record. Bases 416 to 1657 code for a protein of 413 amino acids. Gene Ontology annotation, molecular function: protein phosphatase regulator activity. Lineage: Eukaryota; Metazoa; Chordata; Actinopteri; Siluriformes; Siluridae. Gene Ontology annotation, biological process: response to endoplasmic reticulum stress.
GUUUAAUAUUAUAAACACAUGAGAAAUUAUGUUUUUGAUUUGGCCCGCGGGCCUGUGUUUGACACCCCUGCGGUAGAAUAAAACAGGGCAGCCAUGUGGAGAGAAAUACGUGAAGCAGAAGCGCAGUGAGAAACUUUCACGGACCAACAUACGAUGGGUUGUUUUUUUAUCAUGGCACCGCUUUAUUCCAAACCAGCGACUGCUCUCAACGCUCUUAUCAGCAUUUUAACUCGAAACCUUCACUGGAGCGCGCACCAGGCAACUGGCUGAUGUGUUCAUCAGAGAUUCUAACGUACGCGUCAUAAAGACCUUCGACGUCAUAAGCGUUCAUGGGUUUCUUGUGGUGAUGUGACGGACUGGCCGUCAUUUCAGAGUUUGUUUUGUUGCCGAGUAAAAUAUAUUCAAAUUGACUGCAAUGGCAUCCUUUUUAAGAAGACUGUGUUCCCUAUUCUGCUGCUUGAAGCCACAAGAGGAAGCUGAAAGCAUGAGAGCUGAGAGCCAUGAAUUUCGGUCAUUCGAAAGAAGGGGUGAAAAAAAAGAAGUAUUCACGUUUCAAAGGAAGCAAAGGAUGGCCAGCCUGCCUGAUCAGCAUCAUGACAAGGCCGUGAUCAGUGAACACAAAAUAGCUUAUAUUAAUUUGUGUCCAAAAAUCCUUAUUAAGGAAAUGAUUAAUUCUGAUCAGCUCGUUGUGGCAGAAGUUCUGCCCUCGGACUUGCCUGAAUGUCAGCCUGAGGAGCAGAAUAAAGGUGGUGAUGGUAGUUUGACAGAAUAUAGUGAGAAGGAGGUCAUAGCAUGUGAUGAUGAUGUGGACGAUGGGGAAGAGGAAUCUGAAUUGGACAAGAAAGAAGAUUUUUCAGAUGCAGAGUUUUUAGCGAUUCCCUCGGAGAACAACGAGUCCUUGUACAGCAGUGAUUCUGACAAUCCACAUCACUACUUCUGCUCUACUGAACCCAAAGUAAUGGCUUCAGAACUUGACUACUGCAUAAAUGAUGAGGAUGCUGUUCCUUCUCAUCCUCAAGAGAAAGCUGUAAUGGAUUCAGAUGGUGAUCACUGUGAGGAUGAGAAUGAGAACCCUGUUCCUCAUUGUCCUCAAGAGAAAGAGGAAACCAAGUGGAGUAAAGAAUGUUCUGACUCAUCUGACAAUGAAGAUACAGAAAUGCCUGAAGAAGGCAGAGAGUUAUGGGAGUCCUUAAACAAUACUGAUCCUGAAGAUCAGUUCCAGUUCUACUCUUCUAAACUCAGAUUAAUGACUUCAGACUUCAGUGAUCAAUGUGAGGAUGAGGAUGCUGUUCCUUUUUGUUUUCAAAAGAAAGAGGACACUGAUUCUGAUUGGUCUGAUGUAGAAUAUGCAGGAAAUCCCAGAGAAAGCAUAGAAUUCUGGAAUUCCUUACACAACAAAGUUCCCGAUAAUCCAGUGUUCGUCUGUCUUAAUGAAACUAAAACAAAGGCAUCAAGCACAAAGAAAACAGGGAAAAAGGUGUGUUUCAGUAAGGAGGUGACUGUCCAUAUACUCGAGGAAUGGCCCAUCGAAAGUCAGGAAGCACAAGAUGAGUCUUGCUGGAUGGAGAUGGCAAUUGAUAGACAACGUUUUAAAAGGAGAGUGGAGCUAACUGAAAAGAUCAUCAGCCCGUAUCUUAAAACUGUUUACUGUUACUGACUGCACUAUAAUAACUUUUUUCCCUCUGUUAUUGUGACCAAUUUUGCACUGAUCCACAAUUUUAUAUUUUAUUACAUGUAUACAACAUUCCUGAAUAUACAUUAUGUGGUGCUUUUGUUAUGGGGUGGUGCUAAAAACAGUUUCUAAUAAACAUUAUAUCACUUUCA